Messenger RNA from Phascolarctos cinereus (koala), 2378 nucleotides. RefSeq names its product alkaline phosphatase, intestinal (gene ALPI). Gene Ontology annotation, biological process: dephosphorylation. Lineage: Eukaryota; Metazoa; Chordata; Mammalia; Diprotodontia; Phascolarctidae. Gene Ontology annotation, cellular component: plasma membrane. Gene Ontology annotation, molecular function: alkaline phosphatase activity. The record is from RefSeq and is a predicted model, not a curated record.
AUGCAGGGACCUUUUGCUUUGUUCCUGGUGGGACUCUAUUUCCACAUUGCAGAUGGUGUCAUCCCAGAAGCAGAAGAGAACCCCAAUUUCUGGAAUGAGCAGGCAAAAGCUACCCUCCAAUCAGCCCAGAAGCUAGAGCCCAUCCAGACCUCAGCCAAGAACCUUAUCAUCUUCCUGGGGGAUGGGAUGGGAGUGCCCACUAUAACGGCCACCCGUAUACUGAAAGGAAAUCUGAAUGGAAAUCUUGAAAUCCCACUGGCUAUGGAUGGGUUCCCUUAUGUGGCUCUCUCCAAGACAUACAACGUAGACAGGCAGGUACCCGACAGUGCAGCCACAGCCACUGCCUACCUCUGUGGUGUGAAGGGCAACUACAGAACCAUCGGAGUCAGUGCUGCUGCCCGCUACAAUCAGUGCAACACCACUUGGGGCAAUGAGGUCUUCUCGGUCUUGAAGCGAGCCAAGGAAGCAGGGAAGUCAGUAGGAGUGGUGACCACCACCCGGGUGCAGCAUGCUUCACCCGCUGGCACCUACGCCCAUGUGGUAAACCGGGAGUGGUACUCGGAUGCUGACAUGACUGAGGAGGCCCUGGAGAGUGGCUGCAAGGACAUUGCUUCCCAGAUGGUCUCCAAUGUGGACAUUGACGUGAUCCUGGGUGGGGGCCGCAAGUACAUGUUUCCAGAAAAAACCCCUGAUCCGGAGUACCCAACCCUUGGCAGUCAGAGUGGAACUAGGAAGGAUGAUCAGAACCUUGUAGAGAAAUGGCUGAACGACACCCAGGGUGCCAGAUAUGUGUGGAACCGUGAACAGCUGCUGAGUGCAGCAGAAGACCCCACAGUGACACGGAUCAUGGGCCUCUUUGAACCCGGGGACACUAAAUAUGACAUACAACGCAAUACUUCUGAAGACCCCUCUUUGAUGGAAAUGACCGAGGUUGCCAUUCAAAAGCUCAGCCUAAAUUCCAAAGGCUACUACCUCUUUGUGGAAGGAGGCCGAAUUGACCAUGGCCACCAUGAUAGCAAAGCACAGUUGGCCUUGACAGAAGCUAUCAUGUUUGACUCAUCAAUUGAAAAGGCCACUGAGCUGACCAAUGAAAAGGACACUUUGAUUGUCGUCACUGCAGACCACUCCCAUGUCUUCUCCUUCGGUGGCUACACCUACAGAGGCAGCUCCAUCUUUGGACUGGCUCCCCAAAAGGCACAAGAUGAAAAACCAUAUACUUCCAUCUUAUACGGCAACGGACCUGGCUAUAGCCAGGUCAAUGGUGGUAGAGCAGAUGUCAACGACACUAUCAGUGAGGACCUGUCCUACAGACAGCAGGCAGCUGUGCCCUUGAGCUCAGAGACUCAUGGAGGGGAAGACGUGGUCAUCUUUGCAAGAGGUCCCCAAGCCCACCUAUUCCAUGGCGUGCAGGAGCAGACCUAUGUGGCCCAUGCCAUGGCCUUUGCCGCCUGCCUGGAGCCCUAUCAGGAUUGUGGGCUCACAGCCCCUCCUGGCAUCCCCCUCGAUUCAGGAUCCGUUCCCCAGGCAUUGGCAUCCUUUCUGCUGCUGAUCCUUGCCUGGCCUUUCCUGCUCUUAGCAGUUCAACACUGAUCAGGACCAGACACCAUCCCUUCCUCCCCCUUCCAGUGACUUCCUUGGGGUUGCUGGCUACUCUUACUGUGAGAGGGACCCCCUGGACUCCUGACAAGCCCCACCAGGGACAUGACAACUGCCAAUAAAUAAAUUAGAAAUCCGGGCCCUGAACCAGGACUGUUCUCACUGAGGCGUGCCCCUCACUCUGGUACCCCGUAUUGGAAGCCUCCUCUUCCUCCACUGUUAAAUAGCUGCUUAGUGUGUGUUCCCCUGUUAUAUUCUGCUAGCUUCCUGCUUCAAGGCUUCUCCCCACAUGGGCUAGAGAUGGCACAGGGCACUUCUAUGUUUACCCUCCAAUAGCCCCUCCUGCUGCCCCCUCCAACAGGGGGCACAGGAAGGAUUCCAGAUAUGGAGGUAGGAUAUCCCUGGGGCACCACCCCAUGCCUCCAACAGCUUUGGUCAGAAUGUUCUGUUUUCUAAGGGCUUGUUUAUUGGUAUCUUUUUUCCCCACAUUGCCUACAUUAUCCAAUGUAGUUGCUCCUCCUCCCUCUUCCAGAGAGCCAUCAUACUGAGUAAAGAAUAAAAUAGAAGGGUAACUAACACACCCAAAGCGUCUGAUGUCAUCUGCAGUGUCCCAUUCCCACAAGAAAGGAAAGAAGGUGCCCUCCCAUAGCUUUUCUUUGGGGCUAAUUUCAUAGCAUUCACUUUCAGCUCUCUUUUAUUUUUUUAAUCAUUGUGUAUAUAUACAAUGUUGGAAUGAUUCUUAUGUUGUUCUGCUCACUUCCUUUUGUAUCUGUUCACAUACA